Molecule: messenger RNA, 1839 nt
Organism: Yamadazyma tenuis ATCC 10573
Lineage: Eukaryota; Fungi; Ascomycota; Pichiomycetes; Serinales; Debaryomycetaceae
Source: RefSeq, a predicted model, not a curated record
AUGUCUGUCGAGAGAAUAAAGAAUACGGUUGCUCCGGACAAGAUUAAGAACAACCUUACACACUUUGGAAACUCAAUUUCCACGUCCAUUGGUUCCAAUGUCUCGAACGUGAAGAAUACAUUCAAAAAAAAGACUUACGAUAGUGAUGAUGAACUCAUAUCUCAAUAUCAACAUGAUAUCAAAAGGUCCAUAAAAGCUAUGAAAUACAUCCUAAGUCAAAUCCACCGAAUGGCUAAUGCUGGUAUCCCAAAGCUUUUCAAGUCUCAUAUGAAGGGUGUGGAAUUAUUCAGUAAGUUGAUUGGGGCUGGGUCCUUGCAUUUUGAAGGUAUUCAAGAGUUCUACCACGAAUUUGAUAAGCUUCAAGCGGAAUCUGAAACUCCUAUGGUCCAUCCCAAGGAAAUGGAUUUCGAGGUACCAGCCAUUAAUGAGCAGAUCUACAACUAUAUGGUGUCUGUGGACAGAUUAACGUCUAAGACAUUGGAUGACUGGGAUCUAUUUUACCAGGAAAAUAAGCUCAGGGUGAUCGAAAUGAAUGAUUACUUGAAAGGUACACUUAAGCUUAUUUCCAAAAGAAAUAAAAAGCAGUACGAGUACGAGAAUACUCAUAAGAAACUCGAAAAACUAAUGAAGAAGACUAGUCAGUUGGACGAUAAGGAACAAAAACAAAUGGUUACUUUGGAGAAGAAGUUGAAUCAGGUCAAGUAUACUUUUGAAAAACUAGAUGAUAAGACUAAAACCAUCUUACCCCAUGUUCUUCUACUUUUGGAGGAGUUCAUUGACUCCAUUUCUAAGAUUAUAUUUUUCAAGCAAUACGAUACUUUGAAAAGCAUUUAUGACACUAUCAAAUAUUUUACUACUUACUAUGGGUAUUUCGAUGGAAAAGAUGACAACGAUUAUAAUACGAUUACGGAUGCCUGGGAAAAUGCUAUGACACCUGUAAGGUUACAACUAGAGACUUUUAUAACCAUUAUCCAAGAAAAGAACCCAGAGUUGAUAAACCAAGAGAUUGAUGACGAAGACAAAACCCUGAAAGCAACCAAGAUGUGGAAUAAGGUUACCAAUAAGAUGACAGAAAAGACCUUCAAUUUGAAGGUGGAUAAAGGCAACGGUAUAUUCAACGGACAUUUGAUCGCAGACCAGCUCAAUGCCUUUUUGGAAUACCACAAUCCUAAUUCUUUUCGGUCAGAAACGUACUUUCCCUCCAAAAUACCCAAAAUUCCAGAUUUGCCAAUCAUUGUUGAAGAAAAUAAUCCUCUUCCACCUCCUUUACCUCCUAGACAAAAUACAGCCAGACAACAGAUUUUUUCUGCUACGCCAAGGCUUGGUGUACUAACUUCGUUACCAUCCACACCUUCAAUUGCUUCACCAAAGAGCCCUCUUUCUGUUGCAGGAGGAUUUGAAGCAAAAUCAAGCAUGCAAUCAAUAUCGACGUCGCAGCUAGUGGAAGAUACUAAAAAGGGAAACCCCAAACUUGUGAAGGUUUAUAAUGCCUCCAAGAACAGCAUCGGGAUAGCUCCUAUUACAGCUCCUCUCAAUGCCAAUAUUAUUCCUCCCGGUGAUAACUUUAAAACUUCAAGUAUUACGCACAAACUUGAUGAAUUCACAGAGUUUUUUGAUAAAGUGCUUGUUUUGGAGCCGUCAUCAGAGAGAAGAAAAUUUGAAGCCAAACAUGACUUCGAGGGUGUCGAGCCAGGAGAUAUGUCAUUCCGAAAGGGCGACCAUAUUGAAAUUAUAUUUGAAUUCCAUGAUUUCAUGGAAGGUGAUAAUCAAGGUAUUUGGUUGGUUGGAAUGAAUGAACAAGAGCAUAGAGUGGGCCUAGUGCCUAGCAACUACUUUUAG